GUAUUCACACAUGACAAGGAUGAGGAUUGAAAGAGCCUCCUCAUCCCCUCAGGGACCUGGAGUUCCUACAAGGGAUGUUCUGAUGUGAGAACAGGAAAAGAGUGCAUUCCCAACUUACUUUUUUCCAUCAUCUGCAAAAUCUUCCUCCUUGACCCUGAUUAGGUCUUGUGUGCAGCUGUUACAUAUAAUGUUAUGGGGUAGAGCUCAUCCACCUUAGCCUCAGCAUUGUCUGAUCUCACCCCAUGUUUCAUGUUGUUCUUGCUAUUUUCUCUAGAGAGAGAAAGGGAGAGGGAAGUUUACAGCAUGGGGGCUCUACUUCCUUUUGUGGGAAUGGUGCUGCGAAUUCUUGCUCAAGUUAGCAAUAUGGUGGUAUGCAAAGCAGCCAUGUCUGGAGGACUGAACCAAUAUAUUCUUAUACUCUACUCCAAUGCCCUUGCAACCCUCAUUUUUCUUUCUUGUUCUUUCUUAUUCCAUAGAACAGCGUGUCCAUCCAUCACCCUCUCCAUUCUCUGGAGAAUAUUCUUGCUAGCCUUGAUUGGAACUGCUUCCCAGAUAUGUGGAUUUGUUGGUAUCAAGUACAGCUCUCCAGCACUUGGAGCAGCUAUGUUUAACCUUGUUCCAGCUUUUACUUUCAUGCUUUCCAUCAUUUUCAGACUGGAGAAGCAACAGCAGCCGAGCAAAGGCUCUGGAACCUUGGUAUCAAACAUAGGCGCAUUUCUUGUGACACUGAAGCUCUUACAGGAUCAGCAUGGUACAGGCAUUCCUCCUCGUGGAGUUCCCUGCACUAUUUAUUGUAAUGUUUUACCAAGCUUUCUUUGGUCUGAUUCUGAAUGGAGCAUAUUCUCUUGCACUGGUUAAAGACUCAAGUGCUUGGAAGCUAAAACUGAGUAUGGGGUUAUUAGCUGUUUUCUACUCAUUUGAUUGGUUCAAUCAUAAUUGUGAUUGGAUUUUACCCUGUGAUGUGGGAAAAAGCUAAAGAAAAGAAAAUAAGCAAAGAGGAUGAUGUAGUGACAUUCGAGUCAUCAAGUGAAAAGGUUCCUUUGUUGCGAAACAAAGCAGAAGAUGUAAUGAAUUCUGCAUAGAGACUCAGGCUCUUCAGCUACAUGAGUAAGAAAACCAAUAAGUUCACCCAGGAAAUUAGUGCAAAGCUACCAGAAAACAGUUCCUGCGUUUUCCUGAUUUGUUGAGCCUGCUCAGUGAGAUUGCCAUCUCGUAGUUACUUCAAUUUUAUUCUGUUUGCUGAGAAAAAUUUAUCCCAGUGAUUUGCAUUACAUUCUGGUAAAGUUUCUUUUACUGUCAUCAGUCUUGAAACGAAAACAAACCAAGCUGAUAUUUGGACAAAAGACAUACAAUACAGUAUUUUGAUACCAUAGUCAUGAAAGAAAAAAGAAAGGAAAAGAAAUGGCACCAAUUGUGCAAGGGCAGGCUUUUGUUGAGUCUCCCACUCCCUCCUCAGUUCUCUUGAGAUUCUUCUCGCUGGUCUUUGUUGGGUCUAUAGGAUGCUUUAACCUGUAAUUCAUCUUGUGUGCAUGGUGCCUAAGUAAAGCAGGACCUCUCUAUGUUUCCAUGGUCAAGCCAUUGGCUAUUAUUUUUGCUGUUGUCAUGGGAGUUUUUUUUCUAGGGAGAUGCUCUUUAUCUUAUAAGCAUGAUUGUUGCAAUCGUAACUGUGACUGGAUUUUAUACUGUCAUGUGGCAGAAAGCCAAUGAAGAAGAGAAGUCAAGGGAGGAAAAUGGGCUGGGAAUUUGGAAUCAAGUCAGAAGGUUUCUUUGUUGCAAAUCAAAGUAAUGAUGUAAGUAAUUCUGUGUAGGGACUCAGAGACUCCACGCUUAAGUUUGUUAGAAAACCAAGAAAUCAACCUUGAAAUUAUGUAAUGCUAUGAGAAAAUUGUUCCAGCAUUCUCUAAGUACUGGCUGUUAUUGAUUGUGUAAGUGCUGAGUGGAUAGCCUAGAAAUAUUAAAUUACAAUCCUGUUU
Molecule: messenger RNA, 1973 nt
Organism: Rubroshorea leprosula
Lineage: Eukaryota; Viridiplantae; Streptophyta; Magnoliopsida; Malvales; Dipterocarpaceae
Source: the annotation of a GenBank genome assembly